AUGCGGGAGAUAUGUGUUGCAAACAACGAGAAACUUCAAGUAUUAUGUUCCGGCGACGUAAAUAUUGUGACGAAAACUGAUCAAUGUGAAUAUGAGAUACCAGUGAAAGAUGUUAUGUGUGCUCCAGGAUUGACAGGAAAUUUAUUGUCAGUAAGCCAAUUGAUCGAGUAUAGAGUUCAAUUUACGUCAGAAGGCUGUAACGUGUUCAACAGAAAUAAUGAAAUGGUGGCUAUGGCUGUGCUCAGUAACGGAGUGUACAAGGUGAGACUUGCUGACAGUGAAGUGACAAGUUUAGCAGUGUCAGGAGAUGUCUGGCACAGAAGACUAGGCCAUGUCAAUAGCACUUAUUUAAAUAAAAUGUCAAUUGCUGUGGAAGGAAUGGAUCUCCAAGAAAAAGUUGACAUAAAUAAGUCAUCUUGUCCUGUAUGCUGUGAGGGCAAACAGUGUCGUCUGCCAUUCCCAAGUGGUUCUAGAUGCAAUGAGUUGCUAGGUUUGGUACACACUGACAUUUGUGGACCAAUGGAGCAUGAAUCGUUGGGAGGCUCGAGGUAUUAUAUCUUGUUCAUUGACGACUUCAGCCGAAUGAUAGCAGUGUACUUCUUAAAGCAUAAAAGUGAAGCGCUCAGAUGUUUUGCAGAAUAUAAAGCCAAAGUGGAGAAGCAAACGAAAAAAAUCUUGAGAAGCGAUAAUGGGUGUGAGUACUGCAAUAAAGAAUUUGACUCACUUCUCAAGAAUGAAGGUAUUAUACACCAAAGAAGUAAUCCGUACACACCCGAGCAGAAUGGUGUAUCGGAACGGAAUAAUCGUACUGUGGUGGAAAAAGCAGAUAGAUAG
Messenger RNA from Pieris macdunnoughi, 834 nucleotides. The record is from the annotation of a GenBank genome assembly. Lineage: Eukaryota; Metazoa; Arthropoda; Insecta; Lepidoptera; Pieridae.